Molecule: messenger RNA, 984 nt
Organism: Malassezia pachydermatis
Lineage: Eukaryota; Fungi; Basidiomycota; Malasseziomycetes; Malasseziales; Malasseziaceae
Product: chitin deacetylase
Exons: 1
Coding region: 1-984 (327 amino acids)
Biological process (GO): carbohydrate metabolic process
Molecular function (GO): hydrolase activity, acting on carbon-nitrogen (but not peptide) bonds
Source: RefSeq, a predicted model, not a curated record
AUGCCAUACUCUCCUCACGAAACGCGUGAUCUCGUCGGCUACGGCCGCACGCUUCCACACGCACAGUGGCCCAACAAUGCACGAGUGUGCAUCUCGUUUGUGCUCAACUACGAGGAAGGCGGUGAGAACUCGCCGUUGGAAGGCGAUGCCCGUGCCGAAGCGUAUCUGACAGAGUUUGGGCCGCCUAGUGGCCCACCGCCGGAGGGACUUCGGAACCUCUCCAUUGAGUCCUGUUAUGAAUAUGGCUCACAUCGUGGUUUCUGGCGUGUGCUUGACCUUUUCCGCGAGCACAAUUUUGUGUUUACGUCCUGGUCGGUGGGUCGCGCUGUAGAACACAACCCGCAGGUGGUGGGCGCGAUGCAGGAAGCAGGCUGCGAGGUCGCUAGCCAUGCCUACCGAUGGAUUGACCACUCCAAAAUGCCAGAAGAAGAGGAGCGUGAGCAUGUUAACAAGGCAAUUGAUGCUAUUCAAAAAGCGAGUCCUACGCACCAGCCACCGAUCGGCUGGUACACGGGUCGUCAAUCACUUCAGACACGCCGAAUUGUGUACGAAGAGUACAAGAAACGGGGUCUACACAAAGAGCUGUAUGAGUCUGAUGCCUAUGAUGAGGACCUGCCUUACUAUGUGCCUGCGCCAGAUGGCACCAUGGGUGAGCAUAUGCUGGUCAUUCCGUAUACACUGGAUGUGAAUGACAUGAAGUUCUGCAAUACGCCAGGGUUCUUUAACAGUGAGUCAUUCUACCAGUACAUGGUCGACGCAUUUGAGACCCUAGUCAUUGAAGGAGCUACGUCGCCACGGAUGAUGUCCAUUGGUCUCCAUUGCCGUAUUGUCGGGCGUCCGGCGCGUGCGAUGGCACUGCGCCGCUUUUUGGGCUAUGUCAAACGCCGCCAGGCCGAGCUGGAGGCAGAAGGCAGUGGCGUCUGGGUUGCUACGCGACAGCAGAUCGCUGAGCACUGGCGCAAGACACACCCGCCUACUCAGUGA